AUUGCUUCUCAAGUGCGUAUGGUUUGAACAAGUAAACAUCUUUGAAAGUUGAAAAACAUCAUGAACCAUCUUCUUUCAAUAUCUCAACUAAAUUUAUCACCAAUCCCUUAGAAACUUCACCACAAAUGCUCUAAUGCACUUCCAGUUCCUCACAUGCCUCAUAAUCCUUUUCCUGUAUCUUCCCUCGCUGUAUUUCUGCGAUCCUCGGAUCACAGAGGCUGCUCGAAUAUGUGGAAAAUCCGAGCCCCUGAAUACUCUGAUCGUCCCGAUUUUUGUAGAAGAAACACGACAACUUUUGGAGCUCAUCAGAGACGACAAUUGGGGCCAGUAUUUGCUCAAUACUUCUGAUGAACCCAUGUAUGGAUUAGCUCAAUGUUAUCAAGAUCUUUCUAAGUCGGAUUGCUUGUCCUGUUACGCUGCUAUUCGAACACGAAUACCAAGCUGUCUUCCUGCUCUGUCAGGUAGAUUGUAUCUUGAUGGAUGCUUCAUGCGUUACGAUACUUAUGAAUUUUAUAAUGAGAGUUUGGACAGUGCUAGAGAUUCCGUGAAUUGUAGUGGUGGUGUAAUUAGGAAUGAGGACAAGGUGGUGGAGUUUAAUGAGAGUGUUGGACUUUUGAUUGGUAAGAUUGUUGGAGAUGAUGUUUGGAAGAAAGGAUUCGGAGUUGGGGAAGUUGAGGGUGUGUUCGGUUUGGCUCAGUGUUGGAAGAGUUUGAGCAAGGAGGGUUGUAGGAAGUGUUUGGAGAAUGCUGGAGAUAAGGUCAGAGGGUGUUUGCCGAGUAGAGAGGGGAGGGGGAUGAAUGCUGGUUGUUACUUGAGGUAUUCGGAUUUUAAGUUUUUUAAUCAAGAUGGACAUGACAAUAACAAUGGAGGUUCUGGGGCUCUUAGCACAGGAGCUAUUACCGGCAUUGCUAUAUCUGCAUCUGCAUUCUUAAUCCUGUUACUUGUUGCAGCUUAUGUUUACCAUACAAGAUCGCCAAAAAGAGGAAGGAGAAGCCUCGACCAUAGAAUGACAUUUAAUAGGGCCAGUUUGACAUACAAAUAUGACAUUCUUGAGAAGGCAACAGAUUAUUUUAGUCAAUCAAUGAAACUAGGAGAAGGGGCAUCGGGUACUGUUUACCAAGGAACGCUGCCUGAUGGAUAUAUUGUCGCAGUUAAGAGAUUAUUUUUCAAUACUAAUAGACAAUGGGCAGAUGAGGUCUUCAACGAGGUCAACCUGAUAAGCGGAAUUCAGCACAAGAACCUUGUGAAACUUUUGGGUUGCAGCAUUGAAGGUCCGGAGAGCCUUUUAGUUUAUGAAUAUGUUCCCAACAAAAGCCUUGACCAAUUCCUUUUUGCAGAUAGGAGCAGCAAUAGUGUAUUGAGCUGGAAACAAAGGUUUGACAUUAUACUUGGAACAGCUGAAGGGCUUGCACAUCUUCAUGGAGGUUCUGAUAUAAGAAUAAUCCACAGAGACAUCAAGAGUAGCAAUGUUCUCCUCGACGAGAAUUUCACUCCAAAGAUUGCUGAUUUUGGACUGGUUCGUUGUUUUGGAGCUGAUAAGACUCAACUGAACACUGGAAUUGCAGGAACAUUAGGCUAUAUGGCCCCUGAAUAUCUUGUACGUGGCCAACUUACUGAGAAGGCCGACGUUUAUAGCUUUGGGGUGUUAGUUUUUGAGAUAGUAUGUGGCAGAAAAAAUGUAGCUUUCGUAGAUGAUACAGGCUCCCUUAUUCAAACAAUUUGGAAGCUCUACAAGGCCAAUAAACUGACUGAAGUCGUUGAUCGUCGUCUUGAUGAUGAUUUUCCAGUAAGAGAUGCACUAAAAAUUCUGCAGAUUGGGCUCUUAUGUGCACAAGCUUCGCCUAUUAUAAGGCCGUCUAUGGAUGAAGUGGUCCAGAUGCUGAUCAGUAAAGAUUGUGAAGUUCCGAUUCCUAGUCAACCUCCUUUUCUGAGUGCAAAAUUGGAGGGCUCAGCUAGCUCUGGAAGGUCUUAUAGCACUGACACUAGCACGUUGAUCUCAAGUGCACUGGAUAAAAAAGAAAACGACAUUUCAUACGAUUCCACAUAUUCUUCGGGCGUGCCGAUUAAUGAAUUAUCAUUAAUCAGGAGGUGAGUUCAUGUAACAGUAACACUGACUCUGUAUUGAAGAGAACUGCUGCAUCAAUGUCAACAUGUGUUGAGUUUGUACAGAAACCACUCUGAAAAAUGUAUAGAAAUUAGAAUGUACAGAAGAUAAAAAAGCAAUUCUGCUUCUUGCAGCAUGCACAUAACAGCAAGAAAUGAAAAAUGAUAUUAC
Messenger RNA from Daucus carota subsp. sativus, 2275 nucleotides. Its product is annotated as cysteine-rich receptor-like protein kinase 42. Lineage: Eukaryota; Viridiplantae; Streptophyta; Magnoliopsida; Apiales; Apiaceae. The transcript has 6 exons. The record is from RefSeq and is a predicted model, not a curated record. Gene Ontology annotation, biological process: protein phosphorylation. Bases 134 to 2092 code for a protein of 652 amino acids. Gene Ontology annotation, molecular function: protein serine/threonine kinase activity; ATP binding.